Messenger RNA from Eupeodes corollae, 1980 nucleotides. RefSeq names its product protein 60A-like. Gene Ontology annotation, cellular component: extracellular region. The record is from RefSeq and is a predicted model, not a curated record. The transcript has 6 exons. NCBI's taxonomy places the organism in Eukaryota, Metazoa, Arthropoda, Insecta, Diptera, Syrphidae. Bases 549 to 1859 code for a protein of 436 amino acids. Gene Ontology annotation, biological process: SMAD protein signal transduction; BMP signaling pathway. Gene Ontology annotation, molecular function: growth factor activity; cytokine activity.
CACUUCUGGAAGAGAGAGGAAUAUUAUUAUAACGAGCUACGACGAGUAUCUCUAAAGAAAAAUAUAUUUAAGGUCCACUAAACCUAGACAACCAUCACAGUGCCGCGCGUAUCUAUUGUGUUCAUUUAUAUUUUAACAUCAUCAAGUUCUUCGAAGAUUUUUGUUGAUCAUUGACUUUUUUUAUCGUUUUUUAUUUUAUUUUGUGUGUAACUUAACUAUCAAAGUUAAAGGAAUCUCAAACUACGCGAUGGCUUUUAAAGAUGUACGGUCCUAAGGAGCACGUUUGUUUAUAUUGAUUGGGAAGUAAUUGAAUUAAUCGAAGUAAUUAAAUUUGUAUCUACAGAAAAAAACGAAAGAAACAAUGUAAAUUCGAAGUACAAAGUUUAAUCGUGAGAAAAAAGUUUUAUGUUUUAUUUAAUUAUUGUUUCCAUCUUGAGAGAGUGCGGAAAAUUAAUAAAGAAUAAAAAUUGAGUUUUCAUGUUUGUAUCUUGGAAAAUACAUAAAUGCGAAUUUUUGAAAUUAAAAAUUAAAGAUUUUUGUUUAACGAAAUGUAUCGCCGUCGGUUUAUGAUAAAGAAAAAUAACUUCCAGUGCAUUUGCGCCACAAUGCAGUCGGUGGUUAUUUUAAGUGUUUUGUUUGUAAAUAUUACUUUAGUAUUUGCUAGCCAGUCGGGAAUUUAUCUUGACAAUGGAGUCGAUCAAACUAUUAUGCAUCGUGUGCUCGACGAUCAUGAAAAGAUGGAUGUGGAAGAUGAGAUAUUGGACUUUUUGGGAUUAUCAGAACGACCCAGACGAAGGCAUAACCAUCUUUCAUUACGAAAAUCUGCUCCACAAUACCUUCUUGAUGUUUACCAUCGAUUGAACGAGGAAGAAAAUGGUGAAUCUACACGUAAGAAAAGAGAUGUAGCUGAUGAUAAUUUUAUAACUGAUCUCGAUAAGACCGCAAUUGAUCAAAGUGAUAUUAUCAUGACAUUCCUAAAUAAAAACCACCAUGUACCCGAAGUCCGACAUGAGCAUGGGCGCCGACUAUGGUUCGAUGUUUCCCAAGUGCCCAGUCAUAAUUACUUAAUGAUGGCCGAAUUGAGGAUAUACAAAAAAACAAAUCAAGGCAGAAUGGCGGCAGGAAAUGCUGGAAAAGAAUUUACGAUUGCUGUUUAUGCGAUUGUGCAGGCCGACGACGAAAGUGAAUUAGAGAUACUGUCGUCAUUAAAUACAACCACAGACUAUCAGGGAUGGCUGGAAUUGAAUGUUACCGAAGGACUUGCGAAAUGGCUGGCCAAUCCGCAGGAUAAUAAGGGAAUUUAUAUUGGCGUUCAUGAGGCUAAUAGGGCAGACCGCGAGGUACGCUUGGAUGAUAUCGGUUUGGUGCAUCAAAGGGGUGCAGAUGAAUUUCAACCAUUUUUGAUUGGCUUUUUUCGAGGACCAGAGGUGAUUAAAACAACACCACGCCACACAAGACGAAAGCGAAAUGUUGGCCAAUCGAGAAGAAGUAGAAAAAGUGAAAUGCAUCCACUUUUAGAACAGCAUCAUUCUGGUGAAAGCAUGAAAAGCUGUCAAAUGCAAACUCUUUACAUAGAUUUUAAGGACCUUGAAUGGCAUGAUUGGAUUAUUGCUCCUGAAGGCUAUGGAGCUUAUUAUUGCAGUGGCGAAUGUAAUUUUCCACUUACAGCUCAUAUGAACGCAACAAAUCAUGCGAUUGUACAAACUUUGGUGCAUCUUUUGGAACCAAAAAAAGUUCCAAAACCUUGCUGUGCACCCUCAAUGUUAGGUGCUCUUAGAGUACUUUACCAUAUAAAUGAUGCAAAUGUAAAUUUGAAAAAAUAUAAAAAUAUGAUUGUCAAAAGUUGUGGGUGCCAUUAAUAUGAAAUAAAUACGCAAACUAAAAAUAUGUUACUAAAAUAGGUUAUAUGUAUGUACGUUAAUAAUAAAUAUAUUUUUAUAUGUAUUUUGUAAAUAAAUGUGUUUAUACUCUUAUCUAUAA